GGGUGAUGGUGUUUGUUUGCUGCCGUCAUUUAAUGCGAUUUACCGUUGAAUCAUAGUUACAGGUAAUGACGAAAAGCUUUGAGUGUAUCAUUCCGCUGGAGGAAAAUUCUGGUUUACCAUCUCAAUGCAAGAGACCACAAUGAGUAUUUGCUGGAUAUUCAUGAUCUUCCUGAGCUGCAGGUCAUCUCACGUCGCUGAGUCUGCAGGCAACUGCUCCUGCAAAGACCAGCUAGAAAACAUCUGUGUGUCUGCCAGUUCCACUGUGCAAGUGCCAUGUCCAAAGGUGAUCGCCGAAGACGUCAAAUUUAGCCUCAUCAAGGACCAACAAGUGAUUUCCAACUACUCUUGGAACAAUGAAAAGAACACACAAAAGUGUGCAACAUGCACUCUGAACAGCACAGUGGGUGUGACACUGGAUAAGAACCCAGACGACGCAUCAGUCAGUUUCAUUCUCACUAAUGUUACUGUCAACAGCAACGGAAACUACACCUGUGUGGCCACAGUCGAGUUCCCACCCCCCAUGCUCAAUUACAUCCACGCUCCGAGAAUCCUGGUACAUGCAGAAGAACAGUGCAAAUGCAACCCCGAUCAUGGUGCCCAAAAUGCAUUUGGUGGAAAUCAAGUUCCUCUGUGGAUUUGGAUUGUGGGAUUUGCUGUUCUUGGUGUUUACAGCCUGAUUAUCACUGCCAUCUCCAUUUCCUCCUGUCUCAAGUUGAGGAAGACGGAGUCCCAGAACGACUACAUGAACACCAAACCUAGAGCACCCAACAACCAGAAGAAGAACAAAAGGGUUCAAAACCCUAUCCCACGGCACUUCUAAUUACCCACACUGCACCCCAUCAGGAGUUCAGACCUUUCUGACCCCCAAGUGCAGAACGCUGUCAAUUUUCAAGGUUUAUUUUUCUUCUGCACAGCAAAGGAAAUUCAGUUUGUUGUGCAAGUGUGGUUGCACAAAACCAUAACUGAGCCAAUAUCCAGGCCAUCGACAGUCGGAAUCCCCUUCUUUGUGGUCUCAGUCGAAACACAAGACGACAGCUGAAUGAGGGGAUUUAACCACAUUCACAGGGUUCAUUUAGUGUAACACUUUGUGGCGUGACUGCAGUUUCAUAUUUCACUUAAGAUGGUGUUAUUUGAUCUAAACAUGGAAAUCUCAUCACACUGAUUAGCACUCUGUCCUGAUUAUGUCUCCAACCUGAGCUUCACUGAACUUCUAAAAACAAAAGGAAAACCCUGAAAUGUCAUUAUGUUCUUCAACAUCACUCAGUUUGAUGAGAACAAUGCAAA
Messenger RNA from Thalassophryne amazonica, 1284 nucleotides. Its product is annotated as T-cell-specific surface glycoprotein CD28. Lineage: Eukaryota; Metazoa; Chordata; Actinopteri; Batrachoidiformes; Batrachoididae. Gene Ontology annotation, biological process: regulation of T cell proliferation; T cell receptor signaling pathway. The transcript is spliced from 4 exons. Gene Ontology annotation, cellular component: external side of plasma membrane. Bases 125 to 820 code for a protein of 231 amino acids. The record is from RefSeq and is a predicted model, not a curated record.